AUGGUCAAUUCGGUUUUAGACGACAUUUCGCACCGGAGAUAUAAUCCGCUUACCGGCUCACACGUUCUGGUUUCACCUCAUCGGACGAAAAGGCCAUGGCAAGGACAAGAAGAAGCACCUACCAAGUCUUCACUUCCAGCGUAUGAUGAAAACUGUUACCUGUGUCCCGGAAACAAACGAGCACAAGGAGACCAAAAUCCACAGUAUGAUAAGGUCUUUGUUUUUGUCAACGACUAUAGUGCUGUGAAGGAAAGCCAAGCGGACUAUGAGACAGAUGAUAAAUCAUCCCUAUCUGCGCGGUUCCUUCAGGCCCAGCCAGUCAAGGGUAGGUGCUAUGUCUUGACGUUUUCAGCCAAGCACAACCUUACACUUGCGGACCUCUCACCGCAAGAGAUUGUUCCUAUAAUAAAUGUCUGGACCGACAUAUAUGCGCUGCAUCUCUCGCCAGGGUCAACUUUAUACAAAGCAGAUGCAGUAACGAGCAUUUCACCAGACUCUCCGGCGCGGCAAAUAUCAGGCCCAAGAGAACAGUACCGAUAUAUGCAGAUAUUUGAGAAUAAGGGGGCAACAAUGGGAUGUUCCAAUCCCCAUCCACAUGGCCAAAUAUGGACGACGAGUUCUUUGCCUGAAGAACCGUCAAAAGAACUCUCACAGAUGCUGAAGUAUUGUAAAGACCAUGAUGGUAGCCACAUGCUCGAAGACUAUGCCGCCCUCGAAAUGGAAAAGAAAGAGAGGGUAGUAUUUGAAAAUACCAAUUUUCUAGUCCUCUGCCCCUGGUGGGCAAUAUGGCCGUUCGAGACGAUCAUAAUAAGCAAGCGGCAUAAGAGGGCGCUGGUAGAUUUGAACCAAAAAGGGAAAGAAGACUUGGCUGAGGCAAUAGCCGAGUUAACUCGUCGAUAUGAUAACCUCUUCCAAACCAACUUUCCGUACAGCAUGGGUAUACAUCAGGCCCCUCUGGACGGAUCAGUAGAGGAGACCGAUUGCUCAUACCUUCACUUCCAUUUUUACCCACCGCUGCUGAGGAGUGCCACAGUGAAGAAGUUCUUAGUAGGAUAUGAGUUGCUCGCAGAACCUCAGCGUGACAUAACGCCGGAGCAGGCUGCAGCAAGACUAAGGGGCUGUGCGGGAGAGCUGUAUAGGAAACAUCUAUAA
Molecule: messenger RNA, 1152 nt
Organism: Microsporum canis CBS 113480
Lineage: Eukaryota; Fungi; Ascomycota; Eurotiomycetes; Onygenales; Arthrodermataceae
Product: galactose-1-phosphate uridylyltransferase
Exons: 4
Coding region: 1-1152 (383 amino acids)
Biological process (GO): beta-D-galactose catabolic process via UDP-galactose, Leloir pathway
Cellular component (GO): cytoplasm
Molecular function (GO): zinc ion binding; UDP-glucose:hexose-1-phosphate uridylyltransferase activity
Source: RefSeq, a predicted model, not a curated record